This is a messenger RNA of Chroicocephalus ridibundus (black-headed gull), 489 nucleotides long. It is a transcript of the gene NDUFB7, whose product is annotated as NADH:ubiquinone oxidoreductase subunit B7. Lineage: Eukaryota; Metazoa; Chordata; Aves; Charadriiformes; Laridae. Gene Ontology annotation, cellular component: mitochondrion. The transcript has 3 exons. The record is from RefSeq and is a predicted model, not a curated record. Bases 57 to 437 code for a protein of 126 amino acids.
GGUUCCGGUGUUUCCGGUUCCGGUGUUUCCGGUGCCGGGCCGGGGCCGGUGCCGCCAUGGGCGCUCACCUGGCGCGGCGCUACCUGGGGGAGGCGGAGACGGAACCGGACCCGCUGCAGCUGCCGACCUUCCCCCCCGAGCUGGGGCUGCCGCGCCGCGUCCCCCGCGAGAUGGUGGCCACGGCGGAGCAGCUGGCGGGGGGCCGGGUGCCGCUGGAGCAGCGGGAUUUCUGCGCCCAUCACCUGCUGCGGCUGCUGCGCUGCCAGCGCGACGCCUUCCCCCUCCCCUGGCACUGCCACCCCCUGCGCCACGCCUGGGACGCCUGCCAGCACCGCGACUACGUGAUGCGCAUGAAGGAGUUCGAGCGGGAGCGGCGGCUGCUCCAGCGCCAGAAGCGGAUCCGGCAGCGGGAGGCGGCGGCUGCCACCGCCGAGUGACGGGGACACGCCGGGGGACACGCCGGGGGACACGCCAGGGGACACGCCGGGG